Heterocephalus glaber (naked mole-rat) is the source of this 1507-nucleotide messenger RNA. NCBI's taxonomy places the organism in Eukaryota, Metazoa, Chordata, Mammalia, Rodentia, Bathyergidae. The record is from RefSeq and is a predicted model, not a curated record.
GCUAGCGGCCGCCGCGGUGACGACUGUGGCGGAGAAGGCCCCAGGGCCUCUGCGUUCUGGAGCGGCGUUGCUGAGGCUGGUGGCUUCUGGUGUCGGGCCUGAGGAGAACUGCGAGCGUGUUCAGCAUUUCCUGCCGAGAUCCCAGCAACAAUGAGCGCUGCCAGGGAGUCUCACCCGCACGGGGUGAAGCGUUCAGCUUCCCCAGACGACGAUCUUGGAUCUAGCAAUUGGGAGGCAGCAGACUUGGGCAGUGAAGAGAGAAAACAAAAGUUCCUCAGACUUAUGGGUGCAGGAAAGAAAGAACACACUGGUCGUCUUGUUAUAGGAGAUCACAAAUCAACAUCACAUUUCCGAACAGGGGAAGAAGACAAGAAAAUUAAUGAAGAACUGGAGUCUCAAUAUCAGCAAAGUAUGGACAGUAAAUUAUCAGGAAGAUAUCGACGACAUUGUGGACUUGGCUUCAGUGAGGUAGAAGAUCAUGAUGGAGAAGGUGAUGUGGCUGCAGAUGAUGAUGAUGAUGAUGAUGAUUCACCUGAUCCUGAAAGUCCAGAUGAUUCUGAAAGUGACUCAGAGUCAGAAAAAGAAGAAUCUGCUGAAGAACUCCAAGCUACUGAGCACCCUGAUGAAGUGGAAGAUCCCAAAAACAAAAAAGAUGCAAAAGGCAACUAUAAAAUGAUGUUUGUUAAAUCCAGUGGUUCAUAACUCCAAAACACUUAGUCUUUGUAUUAAAAGUAAGCCUUAUUGUUAUAAUGCACAGUGGAGGACUGCUUAUAGAGCACAGACCUUUGUAUUAUAAUUUUUAAAAAGGCCCUUUUAAAUAAUUACAAAGUGUUUGAUUUCAAAUGCCAUGGGUUACACUUUUAUGGGCAUGACUAUAACCAUUUUUGUAAAGAGCAAGAGUUGUAUAAAAUAAGAAAUAAAUACAGUACUCAACUUCCUUUCAUAUUAGCAUCAUCAGCCCUCUAGCCUCACCUUUUUACCUCUGCAGAUGCAUUUAGGGGGAAUAUUUUUUUUUUGUUUGUGGUAGCUGUUCCAUCUUUGUUUUCCUUUUAUACUUUUCUCUUAUAAAGUUUAUGUGAUACUGUGAGAUGUUCAUGAAAAAUAUUCCUUAAUUAUACUUUGUUAAAGAAGAACUGCUUACCAUGAAUAUUUCUGCUGACCACCACAAUCUAAAGUACUGUUGGCAAAAGAUUAGAUACUUAGUUUACUCUUACUGAUUCUUCUCUUUUGGACCAAAGUAAUGAGAAGAAGUAUAUUAAUACCUUAGAAUGAAAUUACAACUGUCAUACAUUUGGAAUGUUAUGAUCCCAGACAAUCUUUAUAUAAUUUGAAUUAUACUGUAUGUUAGAUUUCUGAUAAAAUUUGGCCAAUUUUUACAGAAAUUAUUUCUCUGAUCAUUUAGUCCAAUUUAAAAAUAUGUUAAACUGGAUUUUUCUUAAGGUAAUAUGUGACCAAAGUUCAUCUUUUUCUCCUUAAGGUCUAAAUAAAGAGAAAGCAGUUUCCCAUA